AUGCUGGGUUAUUUGUCAGAUGAGUUUGAGGAGCUCUCACCAAGCAGUCAUUUGCGCUCUGCAUCACCCAACAUCAUCAACAGUGAUCUCAAAUCACAACACCUAAAAAGCAAGUCACCUCGCCCAUAUAACAACAGUGCGGAAAUUUGCGAUAAUUGCUCUCCGCAAAUUAACGUCAUCAAAGAUUCGAGACCCGACAUAAUUGCUUGGCCAACACCACCGAAUGUUCAAAACUGUAAUGGCAUUACUAAUCAAGAAAAUAAUUCAGAAGAAUCGACAAAAUUACUUUCUAUCUUAAAAUCGGCUUCAUCAACUGCACCCCGCGGGCGAGAGAGCGAACUAAAAAAGAAAAUACAAACACUGGAAGAUACUGUUGCUGAAUACGAACGACAAAAAUAUAAUGUUAUGGGGACUUUUAGUGAGUACCGAGAACGUGUCGCAGAACGAGAGCGGAAGCUAGAAGCUGAGUAUUCUAGUAAAAUUAUAGCUCUUAGCGAAGAAGUUCUUGGAGCCAAAAAGGAUUUUGAAGCCAGAAUGAAAAGUUUUCAAGCUUUACAAGAAAAAUUUGAGCGGGAAAAAGAACAAGCGCUUGAAAAGUUACGUCAAGAGCACCAGAAGGAAAUUGAAUUACUGGAGCAACGUUUCUCUGAAUCUCAAUUACUUAAUUUGGAGCAAAAAUAUAUGAUCGAAAUUCAACGACUAGAGGAGGAACGAAAAAGCUUAAAAGCUGAAAAAGAAAGACUAGGCGAAACGUUUGAAACAAAACUGAGGCGUGCACAAAGUUUGUAUGAAACAGAACUAACAGCAGCUAAAAUGCUGUACUCGAAAGAGCUUGAGGCUUUGCGAGACCACGAAGAAGCUCUCAAAGAGGAACUUUUAGCAAGGCAAGAUGAAUUCCACGACCGUCUUCAAGAAUUACAACAUCAGACGAAACAAAGUCGAGAGGAACUUGCGAACUGCAAGAAUGAAGUAGCGGCAUUGGAACAAAGAUUACAAGUAAAAGAAGCAGAAGUUGUAGCUAUUUCUAAAGAGCUUGAAGAGGCCCGAAAUGAAACAAAUGACUCGCUACGAAAACUUUCAAAAGUAGAAAUUGAAUUACAGGAAACUAAACAUCAAUAUCGCCAACAGGAGGAAAAGUUGCAGCGAAAAUCUAGUUUAUUAAACAUUGUGGAGACGGCAAAAAGCAAGUUAGAAGCGUUUAUUCGCGAUUUGCAAACCGAAGUGAAAGCACUGAAAAACAAAGUUGACUUCCUGGAGAAAGAACGAGAAAAUCUGCAAAGUCAAAGUGAAAGUCAGAGCAAAUUGCAAAAUUCACAAGUGAAUGCUUUAGAAGCGGUUCUCGAAUCAGUGACCAAAGAAAAAGAAUCCACCAAAGAUCGUUAUGAAAGCCUUUUGGAAACGGAGCGUCAGCAAGCUGAGGAACGUGAAUAUGCCAUGAAAAAAGAGUUUAGUUCAAAAUUAAAUGAACUAGAAUCCCAAUAUAGCAGUUUGAGAGAUCAUCUGGAACAUGAGGUUAAACGAAGUGAGGAACAGGAAGUAUCGAAUCUUAAGCAUGAAAAUCGUUUACUAACAACAGAGGUCCAUGAACUGAAACGGAGGCUUGAGCUGUUGAUGGAGUGUAGUGAGGAUGGUGGCGAUGAAACUGUACAAAAAAUUAGGCAGUUAUUCGAUGAAAGCGACCAGUUAAAAAAUGAAGUUAAGAAAUGCAAGAAACUGUUGAACGAAAAAGAAAUCGAAAUAAAAAAAAUGGAGCAAGAAUUUAAGCACCAUCCUAGUCGCAUAACUAAUGAACAAAAUAAAUUUCGAAUGGUGGAUUCACUGUUCCAUUUGGAAGAAACGAAGAAAUCGAAUGCUGAAAUUGAUACACUGGCUGCUGAGCUGGAAAAUAAAACAGUGCUGAAUGAAAAUCUGAUAAAAGCAGGAAUUGAAAGUGAGAACUCUAUGGAGACAUCAAAAGACUAUAGUGUUCAGAACCAAAAUGAUUGUAGAAAGAACAGAGUAGAAAACUCUGUCACAAUCCAGAAACUCGUUGAUGAGAUUUAUGAAAAGCAAAAACAAAUUGAAGCUUUGGAAAAAAAUGAAAGAUGCCUGAAAGAGGAAUUUCAAACUCGGUUAGCAGAACGAGUUGAAGAGGAAACUUCAAAGAUAUUACUUAAUUAUGAAACAAAGACUGGGAUAAUCAAAAGCGAAAUAGAUCAAAAGACUGGAUUACGUGGAACUUUUCAGAAGAUGAAGUUGGAAGAAAAUGUUAUGAUAUUAAAAAAUGACUGUGAUUUGAAAAACAAACAAAUUAAUGAGCUGAUGGACAAAAAUCAGAAAUUAAUAAGUGAACUAAGUGCUGUAAAAAGUGAACUUGAAAAGAAAAGUAUGGAAAUUAAAAACUUCACCAAAAAGACAGAUGAAUAUCUCAGGAGACGAGAGAAUCAACAAGUUCAAAUUCUUGAGAAGAAAAUUGCAAACUUGAACAAGGAACAUGAAAGAAAAACUGAAAUUAUGAGGAAACAUGAACUGGAACUGAUAAACAAAUAUCAUAAACUUCAACAGCAGCUCAAACUUAGCAGAACUGACAUUAACUUGACUGGAGCCAUAAAUGGAGCGCAGACAACGAUCAACAAUGAGAAUCAAGUAAAUGCAAAUGGUGAAAAUCUGCAAUUCAUUGAACAAAUACAGCAUCUGCAGAAUACUUUGAAAGAAAAAGAUGCAUUCAUAGAACAACUUCGGAAAACGUUAGAACUGGUGCAAGAAUCGCAGUUAGACAGCAAACAGAAUAGAUCACACAGUUUCACAGCAGGCGAGAAUAGUAAAAUUCAAACAUCUACAAGUAAUUUACAAAUUUUGCUUACCGAAGUGCAUGACCAGUGUAAAGAGGAUACAAAAGUAAAGGAAUCAUCGGAAUUAAUGAAAGGGAAGAGGAAAAAAGAAGAAGGUGAAAAAGAUAAAUCGAAUUACGGAGUGACAGGUAUUCCAAGACCGAAAUCGCCUGCUUAUUCAGCACGAAUUCAUGAGCGAAGUCCUACGAAGUCAAAGUCUCCCACAGUAGAUUCAGGAAAGCAAAAGGAUGAUAAAGGCAAAAACUUACUGUGUCCUGAAUCGGAUCGACCAUUAUCAAGUGAAGAUCGUCGACGAGGUUCACCAGUGCAUCCAUCAUCAUUUCGUGUUAAAAAAGAAACAAGCACAACAAUAAUAGCUUCAUCAAAUACUAAAGAUGAGUCAAAGAGACCUGCGUGGAAGUUCUAA
Thelazia callipaeda (thelaziosis nematode) is the source of this 3237-nucleotide messenger RNA. NCBI's taxonomy places the organism in Eukaryota, Metazoa, Nematoda, Chromadorea, Rhabditida, Thelaziidae. The record is from the annotation of a GenBank genome assembly.